Porites evermanni is the source of this 1020-nucleotide messenger RNA. The record is from the annotation of a GenBank genome assembly. Lineage: Eukaryota; Metazoa; Cnidaria; Anthozoa; Scleractinia; Poritidae.
AUGGCUAAAAUGGACAACAAGAACACAGGGGAGGCCUAUAUUAACGAGAUACAUUGGAUUAUCAUAUUCAGCAGUGAGGCGCUACUAAUUCUAGUGGGAAAUUCUAUUACAAUUAUUAUUUUUAUAAAGAUUCAGAGCCACCUAAGGCGGACAUGCUACCUGCUCCUUUCCCUAACAGUCGCCGAUCUGUUACUCGGUGUAGCGAUAUCAUUGCACAUAUGGGAUGGUAUUUUAUUUUUGUCCAGAAACCACGAGUCACGCAGCCUGCCUCUGAAAUACAGUGGAGUUACUAUUGACGUUUUAGCUUCAACAGCCUCUGUUUCAUCGUUAGCUUUGAUUGCGUUAGAGAGAAUGUUAGCCAUAUUAUGGCCCUUUCGGCACCGGACGUUAGAGACCUGGCACUACCUAGUUUCAACUGGCGCUAUUUGGCUAAUUGCCAUCAUAAAUGGUAUGGUGGUGCUGUCUCUUUAUUCUAACGGCGCUAUAAGUUUCGCAACAAUGGGACUUUUCGCGAUAUCAAUUCUCUCUACAGUUGUCAUUUUUGCUUCUUACCUAGCAAUAUGGAUAAAUACCAGACGAAACCGGAUGCAAAAUAUUACAAAUAGGUCACUGGCACAGAACAAAAGGCUUGCAAAAACUCUUUGCAUCGUCACCCUACUUUCUCUCAUUACACAGUUGCCAAGUGGUGUGAGCUUUGCAGCUCCCACCUUCUUGGUUGAUCCACGAUCUCUGUUUACACAGAUUACUGGAGUUUUACAAUACGCCAAUUCUUUCCUUAAUCCAAUUAUCUACUGCUUACGUAUGACCCAGUUUAAGAAUGCCAUUAAGAAACUUUGUCGUCGUCCUCAUUUCGAGACGACAAGGCCACCUUCUUCGAGCCAUCAUCUUCCAGCCUUGGCAACCCAAAAAAUAGCAGUGACAGCGUUUACAAAAACAUGUAAUACUGUUGGCAUUAAUUGUAGAGCAUUAAGUAACAAGAGUACUCCUUUAAAGGGUAACCAGGACUAUGUUUGUCAAUGA